AUGGCAGACGGGGCGAGUGCUUUGGCGGCCGCGCCGAAUGAGACGCUGUAUAUCCAGAACCUCAAUGAACGUGUGAAGCUUCCUAGUGCGUACACCCUGCUGACCCCAGUUAUGAAGCAGUCGCUCGAGGCGCUCUUCAGCACUUUCGGCCCGGUACUGUCGAUCGUGGCACACAAGAACUUGCGCAUGCGCGGCCAGGCGUUUGUGAGCUUCCAGGACAAGGACACCGCAACACGGGCAAUGAAGGAGGUAAGCGGAUUCCCUCUGUACGGUAAAAGCAUGGUGUGUGCAGCACGACUUACCCAGCGCGUAUCGUAUGCGCGGACGCCCUCUGAUAGUGUCGUGGCGCACCAUGGCGGCGCGCCGGGGACUUCCGAGGCUGAGCAGGCGCUUGAAGCACACAAAGCGGCACGGCUUGCGCAAAAGCCGCUUACGCGGCGGCGAAAUAUCCACCGGCAGCGGGCCCUGCAGCGCAAGAAGGAGCAGGAGCAGGCCAUAGCCCGUGGCGACGUACCGGCACCGGCGCCGCGCCGCACCGCGCCGGCACGCGCACAGGCAAACCAGCUUCCCGACGAGUAUGUGCCGCCGAACCGGAUCUUGUUCCUGCAACAGAUGCCGUCUACGGUGACGCGCGACCAGCUGCUGGGCAUCUUUGGUUCGAUGCCGAAUCUCUACGAAGUACGCACUAUUCCUGGACGUACAGACAUUGCCUUUGUCGAGUUCCACGACAUUCCAUCGAGCGUCGCAGCGCGCGAGGCGACAAACGGCUAUACCUUUCCCACCGGCGAGCACCUCAAGGUCUCGUUUGCGCGUGCGUAG
Messenger RNA from Malassezia sympodialis ATCC 42132, 819 nucleotides. RefSeq lists its product as uncharacterized. The transcript has a single exon. The record is from RefSeq and is a predicted model, not a curated record. NCBI's taxonomy places the organism in Eukaryota, Fungi, Basidiomycota, Malasseziomycetes, Malasseziales, Malasseziaceae. Gene Ontology annotation, molecular function: RNA binding. Bases 1 to 819 code for a protein of 272 amino acids.